GUUGCUGGUGGCAUAAGGCUGAAUAAUACUUACCUACCUAGGUAGCUGUGUAGGCAUAUUUUUUAUUCGCAGUUUUAUGACCCAAUAUAAGCCAGUUUUGUACCAAUGAAUAUAGGUCAUCUUGUGGGGACGGGAUGGCGACCAUGUCACCCUGCAGGCUUAGGAGUGUAACAUCGUCGAUGCUCGUAAGCUCUAUGUUUAUAGCCUUGCUGUCCUGUAGUAUAGCUUAUAUCUACAAUACAGGACACGAAAAUUCAACUCAAUGUGGCUUCUGAAUACUAAAAGCACUACUCUCGAGUUUUUCAACGAGGCUCAAGUGCUCAACCAUCCAUAUGCGAUCCUCUCUCAUGUGUGGGGUUCCGAAGAGGUCCUCUGGCAUGAGUUGCGAGAGGAUCGGACGGCAGUACAUGACAAGGCAGGAUGGAAGAAGAUAACUAGAUUCUGCGCCACGGCAGAGAAAUAUGGAUUUGCUUAUGCGUGGAUAGAUACCUGUUGUAUUGAUAAGCGCAGCAGUGCCGACCUGACUGAAGCUAUUAAUUCGAUGUUCAAAUAUUAUUACGACGCCGCAGUAUGUUUUGUAUACUUCCAAGAUGUGCACAAAUAUGUUGAUCAGGGGAACGACUCGCUCAUUGGAGCGAUGGAGGUAACCCGAGCUCAACUACUCAGCGCGGUACGAGCUACACGUUGGCUCUCAAGAGCAUGGACGCUGCAAGAGCUUCUCGCGCCUGCUCGGCGAUGUUUCUUUGCCGCCGACUGGUCUGAAAUUAAAGGGGGAGGGGACCUACUUGACGUUCUCGCUGAAUCUGCGAAGAUAAGUAGACAGCUGAUUGAAGACAGGAGUCUACUGAGAAGUUUCUGCAUUGGGGAGCGCAUGAGCUGGGCUUCGAAACGAUACGUGACGCGAGGGGAGGAUGUUGCCUAUAGCCUGAUGGGUCUCUUCGAUGUCCAUAUGCCAGUUAUGUAUGGCGAAGGAGCUGAGGCUGCCUUCAAAAGAUUGCAGCGCGAGAUUAUGCAGUCCUCCUUUGACAUGACCAUUUUUGCGUGGCGUGCAAACUAUGAAAGCAGCGGUCUCUUGGCUCGAUCGCCCGCUGAUUUCGCAGACGUUCCUCCGCUGGGACUUUGGGCACCGUGGAAUCUUGCGCCGUUCUCAAUGACCAAUGUGGGACUUUCCAUUCGAGUCAACAUUACCGAUGAGCAGCAAAUACUUGAUAACAUCAAGCAACACCAGCAGAAGUUUGAGAAACCACGCAGUGGCGUGACACUGCUUGCGGCUUUGCAGUGCGAUGUGCAAACACCAACGGGUCAAUGGCAAAUCCCUAUGGUCUAUUUGGAGCCAGUGAAAGGGGCGAGGUUCUUCGUUAAUGGCAAAUGCCUCAAUGCAUAUCGUAGGGUUCGAUGUGCAGAGUGGAUGAUCUUACCAUCCAAACAGUUUGUUGGCUGUCCUUUCGAGGAUAUCCUCGUGCUCCAGGAUGAACAGUAUGAAUUAGCCCGGCAGGCAACGCAGCAACAUUUUUCGAGAAGAGAAUCAUAAAGAACAUGGCGGCUAUUAGGUGGUUAACUAAUAUUUUAGAAAAGUUGCGCACCAUGAGACGAUAAAUACCUAGGUAGUGGGUAGAUUGGAUAUAUCUCUGAGAUCAGUUUCCCCGAUAAUUAUAAAAGCAUGGAUAAAUAAGAAUAUUUCAAUGUAUUACGGCUUGAAGUUUUUUGCGUAACACAACUUUUGCCCAUAUCUUCUUUCAUG
This is a messenger RNA of Annulohypoxylon maeteangense, 1741 nucleotides long. RefSeq names its product HET-domain-containing protein. Lineage: Eukaryota; Fungi; Ascomycota; Sordariomycetes; Xylariales; Hypoxylaceae. The record is from RefSeq and is a predicted model, not a curated record. The coding region runs from base 263 to 1531 and encodes 422 amino acids. The transcript has a single exon.